This is a messenger RNA of Caenorhabditis sp. 36 PRJEB53466, 3785 nucleotides long. The record is from the annotation of a GenBank genome assembly. NCBI's taxonomy places the organism in Eukaryota, Metazoa, Nematoda, Chromadorea, Rhabditida, Rhabditidae.
AUGAGCAAACGUGACGAACCAAGUACCAGCGAGAUUGUGCCGCCGAAUUUGGCGGAGCGCGAAGUCAGUACGAUGGAAACUCCGGCCAAGAAGUCUAAAUUGAAUGAGGACGGUUCGUUUUACUCUCAAGUUCAUUCGGAAAUCAGCCAGUUUUGUUCAGAGAAAUUCAAGGUUUCUGGACGCAUCGCGUCAGUGAAACUACAAAAUUUCAUGUGCCACGCAAACCUGCUGAUUGAGUUUGACACGGACAAAAAUAACUGUUUUUACAUCGGCGGUCCGAACGGAAGUACGUUUGAACGCAAUUUUUCCAUAAAAUUUUGCUCAAUUUUCAGGCGGAAAGAGUGCGUUGUUCGCAGCGAUCAACUUGGGUCUCGGAGGAAGAGGAUCGGAUAAUGAGCGAGGAAAUUCCGCUCAGCAAUAUAUCAAAGACAACGCUUCGUUCGUGGAAUGCCUCUCCUUCUUAGAAAUCUGUUAUUUUUACAGACAGGCAAAAAUCAAAAUCACACUCACUAAUGAAGGGUUAAAUGCCCACCCGGAUUACGGCAAGCUGGUUUCCGUGGAACGUACAAUCAAUCAGACGUCUUCCACCUAUGUUAUGAAGAGUGUCCACGUGGCGUCAAAUGGUCAGCAGUCCGAGAGAGUGAUCAGUAAGAAGAAGGUUGACAUCGAUAAGAUCGUCGCCAGGUUCAACAUUCAUCUCUCGAAUCCAGCUUUUUGGAUGAGUCAGGACAGAUCCCGCAGUUUUCUCGCCAACUUCAAGCCUUCCAAUGUCUACAAGGUAACUUGAAUGUUAGCAAAACUGUAAUUUUAACGAUUGUUUCAGCUCUAUCUCGAGUCAACUGAUCUCGAGAAGAUCCGGUUGUCGUACGUGAAAUUCGCUUCAGUGUUGGACGAAUGUAAGCGGAUCACUGAAGAGAAGAUUAAUAGCUUGACAAACGAGAAUCGAAGAUUGAAGAACAUGCUCGAGCAGAGAGAUUUGCAAGGAAAGCUUGAGAGCUACAAAGCCACGUUGGCCACUUACAAAUGGAAACUAAUCUUCUGCACGCUGCGCGAUUUCGACGUCGAAAUCAAGAUCAACAAGAAAAAGGUGGAAGUGCAGCAAGAAGCUCACGAGGCUUUGAAGGCGGACUACGGUCAGAAUCGUGCUGAACGACGUGCGCUGGAUCAACAGGCACAAGAUUUGACGGACGAAGUGGAAGUGCAAAAAGAGGAGAUGGAAGAGGCGGCGGAAGCUCUGAAGAAGAAGAACCAAGUGGUGCAGGAGUGUCGAGAGAAUGUCAGUGAAGUUCUGCACGAGAAGAACAAGAUAGAGUAUGCCCUGAAGUCGAGAAAAGAUGCGAUUCAGGAGGCAGAGAAGAAUCUGAGGAAAGCGAUGGAGCAGCAGGGAUGCGAAGAGCUCACGAGCAGACUGAAGAAGGCUGAAAAUGAGCAUAAAGUUGUGCGCGCGGAGAAAGAAAAAAUGGAAAAAGACGGAGAACUGGACAAGCUCAGGAAAAAAAUUGAUGAGUUGAAGAAAGAAAUCACGAAGACAGAUAGUGAAAAGUUCACAGCAACAAUGGAAGUCUCUGGACUGAAAAAAGGAUUGGAAACGAACAAGGCGAUCAUGGCGAAGACACGAGCGAUGAAGACAGAUUCCAUCAACAAGUAUGUUGCUAUUUGUUAGAGUAUCAAUCUAUUUUCAAUCUUUCAAGGUUCGGCCGUCACACUUCUGAUAUUCUCGCGGAGAUCUCGCGGAACGAGGCAAUGUUCGAGAAACCGCCGAAAGGUCCGCUCGGCAAGUACAUUACUUUGACCGAUCCGAAGUGGGCUAUUCCCGUCGAAGAGUGCAUUGGUCCCAUUGCCUCAACGUUCCUGUGCAGCUCGCACAACGAUUCGAACGCACUCCGUAUGUGCUUUAGGAAUCUCAGAAUUCCGAAUGAUGAGCAGCCUUCCCUCUCCGUCACCAGCUUUCUUGAGAAAGCCUAUUCAAACUUAGAGGAGCCGAGUGCCCAGUUUGAAACAGUAUUCAGAAAGUUGGUGAUCUCGGACGCAGACGUUCAGUGAGUUGACCAGGCAAAUUGACAGUAACCCUCAAACGAAAUCUUCAGAAAUGUGAUAGUGGACAGAACUUCCUGCGAACAAAGUAUAUUAGUCGAGAAGAAGGAAGAAGCAAUGCAGCUUAUGGACACUGAUUAUCCCCCUCGAAACGUAGUGAAAGCUUACAGCUCUGACGGCGGGCAGGCGAUUGCAGGCGGACCAAACAGCUUCUAUAGAUUUUACUCCGGAAAAUCUCGAAAGGAAGGUGGACGUAUGUUCGGAGCAGAGGGGGUAGUCGAUGAGAAAGCAUUGGAGCUUGCCAUAGAAUCGACCAAAGCAGAAAUUCAAAACUGCGAAAACAAUAAAUUGAGGAUCAUAGAUGUCAAAUUAAACGAGCUGAAAAAGGAGGAAAACAACGCGAGAUUGGCAGCUGAACAUUUGGAGAAGAAAAAAAGGGAGCUGACGUCGCAGGAACUGAAUUAUGAAAGACUGGUGAGGGACUUGAACGAGCAGCUGAGAAAGUCUGCAGAAGCGGAAUCGAUCGACGCCCUGCAACAUCAAAUCGACGCACAAAAAAAUCGUAUUCCUGUGAUUGAAAACGAGAUUCGAGAAUUGGAAGAGAAGGUGCUCGAGUUCAGACAGUCUAUGGCUUCUGCUUGUAGUGAGAAAAGCAAGGCCGAGAAAUUAUUUGCAACGUUGUCACUGGAAGUGAAAGGCUUUGCGGAAAGCAAUACACAACUGCAGAGACGAAUGGCUGCGCUGGACGAGAAAGCGGGCGAGCUGAAAUUUCACAUCGACAAGAUGAAGGCAGAGCAGAUGAUUCUCUACACGAACGAUGCGAGACUCAAGACUGAGAAGGAUGAGGCCGUGGCACAUGUGGAAGAGGAGAAGAAGAGACCGGAAAAUGCCAUGCCGGCGGGUGAAACUGAUCCUCCAGAUCUCACUGAUUUUCCUUCAACUCAAGCCGCCCAACAAAGAAUCGAGGAGCUGCAGAAGAUUAUCGAUUUGGGAAGUGUCGGUUGUGAUAUGUCUAUCACUGCCAAGUCUGUCGCCGAGUUCCAGAAGAUGAUCAAGACGUGUAAGUACCAAUGCAAGAAAGUCAACGAAGUUCUAUCCACGCUGAACAAGAUUCACAUGAUUCGACUGAACGCAUAUCCGUUGUUGAAGAAAUAUACGGAGAUGAAGGUGUGCGAUAAAUUCGAAGAGCUGCUUGCAAUCCGAGGAAACUUCGAAGGACACCUUAAAUUCGAUCACGUGAAGCAGACGCUGAAUGUGAAUGUACAGUCAGCCAAAGAUCUAGUGUCACGGCGGGAUCAAAUCGAUGACGACGAAGACGAUGAAGAAGAGGGCGACGGACAAUCUGACGACAGCUAUUCUGAGGGGCCACGCAGCAAGAAGGCCAAGAAGAAGCCGAACAAGAAUAAGGAGAAAGCCAGAGAUCUGAAUGGUCUUUCCGGUGGAGAACGAUCUUUUGUGACUGCCGCUCUCGUCAUGUCUUUGUGGGAAGUUAUGGAGCAGCCGUUCCGAAUGAUGGAUGAGUUCGAUGUCUUCAUGGACAUGAUGAACAGAAAGGUUGGGUUGCUAGCGAUUUCCUAAUGGUUUCUUCACUUCAUCAUAUGCUGUUUCAGUUGGUAAUGGAUCUUCUCGUCGAGUUGGCCACUCAACAGUUCCCACAUAAUCAGUUCAUCUUCUUCACUCCACAAGGAAUAAAGGAACUCAAUAAGGUGGACGGCCUUCAAAUCUUCGAAAUGAACAAAGUUCACGACUAA